Messenger RNA from Medioppia subpectinata, 729 nucleotides. The record is from the annotation of a GenBank genome assembly. NCBI's taxonomy places the organism in Eukaryota, Metazoa, Arthropoda, Arachnida, Sarcoptiformes, Oppiidae.
CCAUAUGAACACAAACGCCGCAGACAUUUGCCAUACAAGAUAUGACUCGUUUGGCAAUCAAUUAUUAGCUCAACCGAUGCCAGAGACCAGUCGACGAUAGCCGCAGAUUAAGGCCAACAACAAGAGCCUAAAUGCUAUACCAGUUGUGCCAACCCUUCUAUGCCGACAAUCACCACCACUUCCAGUGCCGACACAACCAAUAGGUGAACAACACGUGCGAUGAACAAUGACAUCCAAAUGGUGGACACAAUGCGGGCGAUAAACACCGGCCAAACACUCAGUGAUCAACAAUUGAUCAACACUUCAAUCUCGAAGAUGAAGACCAGCCAACUAUCGAUUCCACACAUCAAACAACUUAUUGAUCCGACGGUCAGAACCGCACAAAACACCGCCGAAGACAUGAUUGGAUGUAAAGGACGGGCCGACAGUCGGUCGGAUCCGUCGCUAAACAAUAUACUGGACAACGACUAUCAAUUGUUGGCAACACUUGUAGACGACUGGCCAUCACGUGUUGUGUGGUUGAUGCCGAAGACGCGCAGAUCCGACGGUCAGAGCAUUGGUAUUAAAUUUGGUGACAAUUUAGAGGCAAACCAUUUGAAGACAAUAGUAAUGGAGAGAAGACUCGACUUAUUUGAACAGUUGUCUGAAUGCAAGCCAUCGCCAGACUUGCCAUCAGAUACUGGACUCAAGACAAUUGAAACUCACGAAGAGAUUCGGGAACGAGAAUAA